AUGGGAAGGCAAAAUAAGGAUCAAGAAGUCGUUGGGUCAUCUAUCUUACUACUACAACAAAGAUUUGAGCAGUUAGAAAGAUUGAAAAAGAUGAGGGAAGAGAGGCAACUUCGUAGAACGUUGGCUCAAUCAAGAGAUGAUGGUCGGAUGAGUGGUUUUGCAUCAUCAGAGGCUGCUCUCCAUCAGGAUCGUCUUGCGCUUGGGCUCCACUCCAAUGCCAACCAUGUUAGUGUUGCAUGCUCUCGAGCCAUUGAGCACCAACAUGAGUUUCCUUCUGAUGAUAUUGUCGAUACUUCUCUUCGUCUCUAA
This is a messenger RNA of Sesamum indicum (sesame), 309 nucleotides long. The record is from RefSeq and is a predicted model, not a curated record. NCBI's taxonomy places the organism in Eukaryota, Viridiplantae, Streptophyta, Magnoliopsida, Lamiales, Pedaliaceae.